Meloidogyne enterolobii is the source of this 1101-nucleotide messenger RNA. The record is from the annotation of a GenBank genome assembly. NCBI's taxonomy places the organism in Eukaryota, Metazoa, Nematoda, Chromadorea, Rhabditida, Meloidogynidae.
UUAUUCUUGUUGUUUUUUGUUUUGAGCUUUGUUUUUCAAUCUUAGUUUUUUGAAAUUGGUAUAUAAAUUUAUUAUUAGAUUAAAAAUUAGCAUUAAUUUAAGGACAACUUUCUUUCUUGCGGAUUUUCCCUUUGGAUUUUUAUAUGCAGACUUUUUUACUUAUGAUCUUCUUUUGCGGAUUCUUACUAAAAUUUUUAUCUUGUUAAGCAUAAACUAACAUAUUUUCAAGAUUCUAUAAAAUAAUUCUACGUCUUUCUACCUAUAAUGAUAAUUCUUUCCUCUUCAUUUUUUCCUUCAUUCAUCUUGAUUCAAAAUCUUUUCUUCAUUGUUGUUGUUCAAUCCCAGCAAAAACAAUUUGCACCGACUAGGCCAAAAUCUCAACAAUUUAAUCCCCCUCAACAACAAGCCCAAAAGUUUAUGAGUGCCCCACAAUGUAGAUGUAAGGAUUUGGAUGAAUGCGCGGCGGAAAUUCAAAAAUUGGUGGAGAAAUGUAAAACGGAACCAAAAUGUGAGGCACAUUUAAAGAAGAUUGGUAAUGUCCAAAAAAUUCGUCAAUGCCUGGCUGAUGAACAAAAACAAAUGGAAAAGCUGGAACAAUGCGUAGAGAAGAAAGUUGGGGGCCCAAUUGGAUGCACUAACGAUCUACAUCCAAAAAAUUUAACCGUUCCAAUAAUUCCGGAAAUGGAAAUGAUGGAUAAUAGGAGGAAAAGAAGUUUGUUGCUUUCUGAAAAUCCUGGGAAAUUUUCUGGUUGUUCUCCGACUUUGCCUGAAUUGAGGAAUAAAAGAGGGACGUUGCCUCCAUUGCCGGCUACUCAAGAAGCUGGACACGCUCCCCCUGAACUUAGCGACUUUUUAAUGUGUGUGGAUCAGUGUGCUGUUAAAGCUGCCUCCCCAAACUCGGCACCGAAACUGUGUGCAACUCGGGAGGGGAAUAUGAAUUGUGCUUUUAAAUUGAAGUGUGCACUAGCUCCUCCCGAUGACCGCCAACAAAAAGCUUUCGACGACUGCGAGCAGCAAAUGCAAUUUACCCCACCUAAAAGGUUAAAGAAAUCUUGUGAGUGUCUUAAAGCGGCUGGAGUGAAAAUUGUCUGUCCAAAAUAA